Molecule: messenger RNA, 327 nt
Organism: Vittaforma corneae ATCC 50505
Lineage: Eukaryota; Fungi; Microsporidia; Nosematidae
Exons: 1
Coding region: 1-327 (108 amino acids)
Source: RefSeq, a predicted model, not a curated record
AUGAAGCAUGAGAAUGUAGUAAUCUGUGAAAGCGCAAAAGAUUUAAACGAACUAGCCAUCUCAUUGUGUGAAGGCAACAAAAUAUCGCUAAUUUUCACAUCCAAAACAAGCUUUGUUCCAACCAUACAAACUAUUUGUUCCAAAAAGGAGUUUAUAUUCUUUACCGAAAGCAGCAGCUACUUUGAGAUUGUUACUGAGAAUUUUGAAUCAUUUGACGCUUUUAUUUUUGUGAAUAAAAACUUAAACAGUUUUGAGAAAGAGUUGUUUAGACAGAUACAAGCUAGGUACGGAAAGAAAACAAUUCAAAUACUUAGAAACCCAAAAUGA